Molecule: messenger RNA, 1877 nt
Organism: Closterium sp. Naga37s-1
Lineage: Eukaryota; Viridiplantae; Streptophyta; Zygnematophyceae; Desmidiales; Closteriaceae
Source: the annotation of a GenBank genome assembly
AUGGCAGGCGGCAGCGUCGCUGACCUGCUGCAAGAGGCCCCUCUGGACGAGGCGUCCAUAGCCUACAUUCUUCAUGAUCUGCUGCAGGCUUUGGAGUAUCUGCACUCGGAGAAGAAGAUCCACCGCGACAUCAAAGCGGCCAACAUUCUGUUGAACGAGGAUGGUGAUGUCAAGGUGGCUGACUUCGGUGUGUCCGCCAAGCUCACCAAAACCAUCUCCAAGCGAAAGACGUUUGUGGGAACGCCCUUCUGGAUGGCGCCUGAGGUCAUUCAGAACACCGACGGGUAUGAUGAGAAGGCGGACAUCUGGUCGCUGGGCAUCACAGCCAUCGAGAUGGCCAAGGGGGAACCGCCCUUUGCGGAUCUGCACCCCAUGCGCGCACUCUUCCUCAUCCCCAAGGACCCUCCGCCGCAGUUGGACGACCACUUCUCAAAGCCCUUCAAGGAGUUUGUCAACCUCUGCCUCAACAAGACCGCAAGAGAGAGACCCAGCGCCAAGGAGCUGUUGAAGCAUCGAUUUGUGAAGUAUGCGCGCAAGACGCCAAGGAUCAUCGACCGCGUGCGGGAGAGGGUGGAGAGUGCGGGGGAGCGAGUGGUAUCGCCGCGCAUGAAGCCAGACGACCAGGUGGACGGCCCUCCCCAAUCCGCCGCUGCUGUCGCCGCAGCUGCUGUUGCUGCCGCCACCGCUGCUAGCAGCGCUCCCAGGCAUUCGCGCAUGGCGAGUUGGGAUUUCGGCACGGCUACAGGCACCAUGAAACCCACUGAAACACUGCGCAGGCAGAUUCGCGCCGCUGUAGCUGACCCUUCUGAGGGGGGUGGGGCUGAUGGCCUGGGGCGGGAUGACGGGGGAGGGGGAGGGGGCGGGGGGGAUGGGUACGAUGGGGGUAAGCGGAGUGGGACGGUGCGGCGCAAGCCGCGUGACUCUGGGAGUGGGACUGUAAAGAAGGGCGCGAAUACAGGCACGGUUAAAGCCAGCAAGGGGAAAGGGGGGUCGUCUGGAGGAUCGGGGGGAGGAGCAGGGGGAGGAGGGGGAGGAGGAGGCGGAGGGGGAGGGGGAGGAGGGGGAGGAGGAGGGGAGGAGGGAGUGGCGAAUGGGGAGAAAGGGGGAUUGUAUGGGAGCGGGUGGGGGAGUGAGAGUGAGGGCUCAGGCACCGAAGAAGAUGGGUGCGCUCUCUUUCUUCCCUCCCGCUUUUCCAACCCUUUUCCUUUGCCUCACAGGAGGGCGGCAAGGGGCGCAGGAGAGGGAGCAAGCCCCCCCUGCCUGAUGGCUCUCGAGCGGAGGGGCAGCAAGCCGCCCCUGCCUGAUGGCUCUCCUGCGGUACGAUGGGAGGUGGCAUGGAAGGGAUGGGCCAAGAAGCGGCGAGCAGAGGGGGCGGGCCAGGAGGGGGAGGAGGGGGGGGGAGAUGCCAUGGACAGUGGCACAGUUCGAACAAGAAAACCCAAGGCAGGGGGGCGGAAGGGCGGAGGAGGAGGGGGAGGGGAGGAGCAGGGAGGAGCGAGAGUGGCUGGCAGGGAUGCUGCUGUGUCGUCUUCUCCUCUGCUAUCCCUUGUGCUCAUGCCUGCAUUUAAAGAGGUGGCAGCGGAUCAGCAGGAGCAGGCAGCAGUGCGGGCAGCAGCAGACGCAGCAGAUGCUCUGGUGGAGAUGGAGAGGUGUGCCCCUGGCUCCUGUCAGCUGCUGCUUGCCAGCCUGCUCGGCAAACUCGGCAGUGCAUCAGAGGAGGUGCCUCCUCUCCGUGACCUGAAGGCCAACGCGCGCAGGCAGUUUGGGGGGCCAGGGGGCGAGGGAGGAGCGGAUGGGCGAGCGGACAGGCGGCAUGGCAAGGGGGGCGACGAUGACGUGAACAACCUCAGUCCCCUGGGAAGCUUCCUCCUCCGCAG